UUGAACUGAUGCCAGAAUGUAUUUAUAGCUUUGACUGGAAUACGUAUGCUCAAUGAAUUAAGCUUCGACUGAAAUCAAUCUAGCGACAUAAAACCAUGUUAUAUAUAUAACGUUCAGUAGUAUACAAGAACUAUAUCAAAGCAUGUGAAUUGAAGAAUAUGAAGGAUGAUCAAUAUCAUCAGACUGUUACUAUAGUAAUACAGCAAGAUGGUCGAAUCAAACAUCGCUAUCAACAGUACGCAAGGUGAAGCAUUAACUCUGUGGCGUAACGUUGUUCCAACAACUCCGGAGUCAGAGACGUCAACUCAGAAUGUCUUCCCUGUCUACCUUUUUAUUCUUUUGUUUAUGUUCGCCGAUCGUCGGAGAUGCUAUCCGUUCCCGAAUGCCAGGGAAUUUUUCCUGGGUUGUAGAGGACCAGGUGUGUGCGAUGGGUUUCCCUGACUCGCCCGAAAACAUGAAGUAUCUAGUGGAACGCAACGUCGGCUACCUGAUUUCACUCACGGCAGAAAGACAACCAUCCGUACAUGACUUCCCAGAAAUCACCCUUCUACCCGUAAAAGUGGUUGAUUUCACUCCGCCAACUGUGGAACAGAUCGACCGAUGUAUAGACAUCAUAAAGACCGCGCUACAGGCAGGAAAGGCUGCUGGCUUACACUGUGCUCACGGAAAAGGACGAACGGGAACAGUCCUGGCUUGUUACUUCAUAAAGGAGUUCUGUAUGGAGCCCAAGCAUGCACUCGACCAGAUACGUAUGUAUAGGCCGGGAUCGGUGGAGACGAAAGAACAAGAAAAGGUCAUAUUUGAAUAUGCAAACUACACGAAGGUCAAACUCAAACCGGACUGUAAAAAGUAGCAGGAAGUGAAGAUAAUUUGUCGGAUCGGUAAACGUGUUGCUGAUGUGAAAAUAAAAAAUAAACAACAUUCCCUGGACAAAUUA
Pecten maximus is the source of this 937-nucleotide messenger RNA. RefSeq names its product dual specificity protein phosphatase 23-like. Gene Ontology annotation, molecular function: protein tyrosine/serine/threonine phosphatase activity. Gene Ontology annotation, biological process: protein dephosphorylation; cilium assembly. NCBI's taxonomy places the organism in Eukaryota, Metazoa, Mollusca, Bivalvia, Pectinida, Pectinidae. Bases 311 to 853 code for a protein of 180 amino acids. The record is from RefSeq and is a predicted model, not a curated record. The transcript is spliced from 4 exons.